CGUAAUUCGGAUACUGCUUAGAGUAUAUGCAUUGAGCGUAAACAAAGUGGAACAACCAUAUGCCUUUUCUUUUGUUUCGUGCAGUGAUUGUUUGCAAUAUCCAAAAUACCAUUAAUUGUGUAAACCGAAAGCAUAUUAACUGAUUGUCGGUCUCUGAGGUUGUGCAGGCAAUUAUAAGUUCGCUGUUUUCACCCCACACUUGUAUUCGCACCGGUCUCUUGUUAACUUGACCCGUUCCCAAGGCAGCCGCGUGGUCAAAUCGUGGUUAGAUACAAUUCAUCACUCCAUGUAUUUGGUAAACCAUCACAAUGUCAGUCAAUGGAAUAACGCAUGGCUUUACCCUCCCACCACCAAUGGUGUCCUUUCCAAUUAGAAUAGCGUGCGCCAGUGCAGCGUGUAAAUAGCCUACUUAACGUCCUGAAGCAGCAACAAUACAGCCCUUAGUUGAGUUGAGAACUUUUCUCUUUUGUUUGGCUCUGUGGUUUCAAUGAAAGACGCAUUCAAUGAAGUCCUCCCACAGCGCUCUUAGCGUUAUCGAGGAGGCGUUUCUGUUACAAAGUUUGGUUUUCUAAGGGAACUUCAACAAAACUUCCAUGAGUUGUUUGCGGUCUGUUGUUAGAAAAAGAAGGGAGAUUCUUUUUGUCGGCAAAGAUCAACGCAAAGAGCUUAUGUAGCCUCGGAAUGCGGAGUCCCGCAUUUACCCUGAGGUCUGGAAGCUGAAUUCUUGUACAACUCUGCCGGGUGAAGACGUUUAUAACGGAGUCUAGUCCUGCCGUCUGUACUUCACUGCAAGGAGAAAAUGCUGCCAGAUGAUUUUAGCUUGGGCAACAAGUUUAAUAACAGAUAGAACUUAAAUGAAAUGACAUUCGGCUCUUCGAGAGGAAAGGAAUAAAGUGGGUUUCCUUCAGUCGUGCUGCAACAUGUUCAUUCACUGGAGUUGUGGAUUAAAUAUUCCCGGACCAACUUUUUCUCCCACUUACUUUGUUGUGGCGGCUGGGAUCUUAGCCGUGCUGGAAAACGGUAAAACAUUAGCAGUUGAAGGGGGAUCAGGUGCUGAUGUUCACAGGCUACCUCAGUAUGAGGUGGUGCACCCCUCCAGGGUGGACGCGGCGGGCCGGUUUGUGUCAAACGUGCUCUCUCACCGCGUGAGCAGGGUGAAGCGGCGGGACGCUGGGGCGGGGCGGGGUGGCCCGGCCCGCGUCUUCUACCAUCUUCAGCACGAGGGCCAUGACCUGCGCCUCAACCUCACGCUCAACCCCAACCUGCUGGCCCCCGGCUUCCUCACCGAGCGGCGGUACGGUGGCCUGGACGGGGCCAAGAUCCGCUCCCAUGACCACGCCUUCUGCCACUUCCUCGGGGAGGUGUGGGAGCGGCGGGCGGUGAGGGGUCAGGCGGCCAUCAGCACCUGUGACGGCCUGACUGGACUUUUUAAGCUGUCAGAGGAGGAGUUUUUUAUCAGACCCUUGGAGCCUGCUCAGAAUGAAGGGUCCCCCCAGGCUCACAUGAUAUACAAGCGCCACAUCGCCCAGCCCCCUGCCCCAUCCAUACACCCCCUGCCCCAGGACCAGCGCGCCAAUGGGACCUGCGGGGUCACAGACCUGCGCAGCGGCUGGACGCGCGCGGAGCGCCAGCGGGAGCGAUGGGAGGGCCGGCGGCAGAGGCGCAGGCUCCGGCAGCGCUCCGUCAGCCGGGAGAAGUGGGUGGAGACCCUGGUGGUGGCCGACCCCAAGAUGGUGGAGUACCACGGCAGCGAGGGCGUGGAGAGCUAUGUGCUGGCAGUCAUGAACAUCGUGUCGGGUCUGUACCGCGAUGCCAGCAUCGGGAACGCCAUCAACAUUGUAGUGGUCCGCCUUAUCCUGCUGGAGAAGGACGAGGACGACCUGAAAAUCACCCACCAUGCAGACAACAGCCUGAGCAGCUUCUGCAAGUGGCAGAAACAGCUCAACAUGAAAGGGGACGAGCACCCAGUGCACCAUGACGUGGCGGUCCUCCUCACCAGGAAGGACAUCUGCGCCGCCAUCAACAAGCCGUGCGAGACGCUGGGGCUGUCUCACGUGGCGGGGAUGUGCCAGCCCCACCGCAGCUGCAGCAUCAGCGAGGACACCGGCCUGCCACUGGCGUUCACCGUGGCGCACGAGCUGGGCCACAACUUUGGGAUUCAGCAUGAUGGGAACGGAAAUGACUGUGAGCCGAUCGGGAAAAGACCUUUCAUCAUGUCUCCACAGCUCCUGUACGGCACGUCUCCACCCAGCUGGUCCCGCUGCAGCCGGCAGUACAUCACCCGCUUCCUCGACCGAGGCUGGGGCUGGUGCCUGGAUGACGCCCCAGCGCGGGACGAGCUGACGCUGCGCUCCGUGCCCCCUGGUGCUCUGUACAGCGCCGCGCACCAGUGCCGCCUGCAGUACGGCUCAAACUCCCUCCUCUGUGACGACAUGGACAGUGUUUGCAGCACGCUGUGGUGCACCGUGGCUGACACCUGUCACUCAAAGCUGGACGGCGCUGUGGACGGGACCAAGUGCGGCGAGGACAAGUGGUGUUUCAACGGGGAGUGUGUGCCCAUGGGUUUCAAGCAGGAGAGGGUGGACGGGGGCUGGGCAUCGUGGGGCGAGUGGUCGCCCUGCCCCAGGACCUGUGGCGCUGGGGUGCAGAAUUCCCAGAGGGACUGCAGCAACCCUGCGCCCAAGUACGGAGGGAAGUACUGCCUGGGCGAGCGCCGCAGAUACCGCAUCUGCAACAGCCAGCCCUGCACCAGCAACCUGCCCUCCUUCAGGCACGUGCAGUGCAGCCAUUUCGACACCAUGCCGUACAAGGGCAAGUUCUACAAGUGGGUGCACGUCAACAACAGAGUGAACCCAUGUGAGCUGCACUGUCGUCCCCUGAACGAAUACUUCUCAGAGAAGAUGCUGGAUGCAGCCAUCGAUGGGACACAGUGCUACGAGGGAAGCUCCAGCCGGGAUGUCUGCAUCAACGGCAUCUGCAAGAAUGUGGGCUGCGACUACGAGAUCGACUCCAACGCGGUGGAAGACCGGUGCGGAGUGUGUCAUGGCAACGGCUCCACCUGCGAGACGGUGAAGAAGACGUUUGAGAAGAGCGAGGGGCUGGGCUAUGUGGACAUUGGUCUGAUCCCAGAGGGAGCGAGGGACAUUCGCAUAGAGGAGGUGGCCGAGGCUGGGAACUUCCUGGCUCUGCGCAGCAGUGACCCUGACAAGUACUUCCUGAAUGGCGGCUGGACCAUCCAGUGGAACGGGGACUACAAGGCCGCAGGGACGGUGUUCACCUACGAGAGGACCGGCCACCUGGAGAACCUGACCUCUCCAGGACCCACCCUGGAGCCUGUGUGGAUACAGCUGCUCUUUCAGGAGACCAACCCUGGUGUUCGCUAUGAGUACACCAUCAGCCGAGGAGAGACCUUUACAGAUUCGGACAAUGACAUUGCUGUCCUGGAUUUCAUGUGGCAGUAUGGCUCCUGGACAGAGUGUACCGCCACCUGCGGGACAGGUGUCAAGCGGCAGAUCGUCCACUGCCUGGAGCGGACUUCGGGAAUAGUGGAGGAGCACUACUGCGACCCGGCGACCCGCCCCGACGACAAGCGAGCCAGCUGUAAUGAGGAGCUGUGCCCUGCCAGAUGGUGGGUGGGAGAGUGGCAGAAGUGUUCCACGACCUGCGGGGACGUGGGGACGGCCAAGAGGACGGUGCUGUGCAUUCAGAGCGUGAGCCUGGAGGAGCAGAGGGCCCUGCUGCCCUCCGAGUGCCAGCACCUGCCCCACCCGGAGACCGUUACCCCCUGCAACACGCACGUGCCCUGCCCCUCCGACUGGAGCAAAGGCAACUGGUCAGAGUGUUCGGUGUCGUGUGGUGGGGGACUACGGAGCCGCGAUGUGCUUUGCAUGCGAAACACUGGAGCCGACUGUGAUCCAAAGAACAGGCCGAAUGCAGAAAAGCCCUGCCAGGCACCAGACUGCCCCAAGCUGGUGGACGACUUUGGCACCGAAUGGUCAGGCAGUGGCUCAUCCAGCAGAGAGGUGUUUGGCGACAUCAACUCCAUACCGGACAGCAAGCGCUCGCCAAAAUCCGGCCAAGGAACUACCAGGUCCCGCCCGUCCCCUAGAGGCCAUGGCGGUGACCCGAAUGACAUCGUCAGAGGAGUUUUCUCUCAGCACAAUCACAUCGAAGAGAAUGGGCACAACCACAUUGACAGCAGUAACAAUGUGCAGGUCGACGACUUCUACUACGACUACAACUUCAUCAAGUUUCACGAAGAUCUGUCGUACGACUUUGACCUGAGCUUUGGGAAUGAGGGUGGAAGAGUGAGUGAGAACGAUGUGGGGGGUGGUCAAGGAGCUGAUCAGGAAGAGAAGUCCGAUUCCGGUGCUGUCCCAGUAAAGAAUGAUCCUGAAGAAAGGACCACAGAUCCACCUGCAGUUACUUUGCGUAUGCAUACCACCGCCCAAGAUCUCCUGCCCAGUGCCAGGACCACACCCCAGAGUGGCAAAGUCAAGGGCCAAAAGACUCUCGCUGUUCUGCCAGUGGGUCAUGCAGGGGGUCAAGUCGACAUUCCGGCAGAGAAGCCCUCCAACAUCUUGAUUGAGAACGAGGAGGACGGGUUUGAUUCGGAGGACUAUUUCCUGCUCGUUUCCACCACAUCUACGCCAGCAUCCCACAUGUCCACUCCCAGCUUCUCACAGGGGUGGAAAGCCUCAAAUGGUGAUGCUGGCCUCAGUGAGGACCGUUGGACAGUCCACACCUCCGUGUCUGCUGAGACAGAACCUUCCAAAGAUGUGUCUGGGUCCAAUGAGAGGGAGGAGCCAGAGGGACUCUCCCAUGAUUCCCUGGGGAGAAUCUCAGAGGAAGGAAUUCAUGCUGGUGAAACCAAAGAUGACUAUGAAGCUAUGGAGAGCCAGUAUGAGGAUGAGGAUUCACUGCAUGGAGAUUUGAUGGAAGUUACUGUUGGCCAUAACCAUAGCACUGGAGAACUUCCCAAGGAUCUGAUUGGUGGGAAGUGGGUGGACGUGCAUGACGUCAGGAUCCAUGUGCACAGUCCGAGCAGAACCGAAGCUGAGCGCAUAGAUGAAAAUACUCAUAGGAACAGCCAGAGUGAGUGGGGAAAACUCUUACCUUCCAAAGGAGCCACCAGUGGCAGUCUGCUGUUUCACAUUGAAACCAACAAAGAGAGUCAGGCUAAACCUGAAAACCCAACAACAACUGCAAAGCCCACACGUGGCUGGCAGAGCAGGGACCUUGGAGGAGAAGGGCUGCCCACCAACAUGCCUGAUCAUUAUAAUCCAAUAAACACCACUAUUGAGGAGGCAGAACCCAGGCGGCUGAACUGGGUUCUUGAACACACAGUGCAUACUGAUAAAUCAGGUCCUUUCUCUCUGAGCCCACCUGAUCCAGCUGCUAGAAACCAGGUCCAGCCAACCUCACAGGCUGCAGCUAAAGCCCAACCCCCGGCGGAUCUGGAGGAUAACCCAUCACCCCCAGCAGCCAGAGCCGAGAUUGGACAGGCCGCCACCCUCCCCGCUCACCCCACGCACAUCGUGCCCGUCACGUUUGAAACUGGUGGGCCUAGUCCGGGGGAGGCCAACCCUCACACUCCCUCAUUCCUGUGGUCAGAAAUAGACUUCAAUGAAAUCCUGAUACCCCACAAGCUGAGGCCUAGCGGCACGGACCGUCCCGUCACAGACCGGCCCACCCAGGGGGGCGAGAGCCCCGACCCUGAUCGAUUCCCCGGGAACAUGGGCCCCACCCCGCCAGCACGGCCAGACUCCCGCACUUUCUGGACGGCAGGAAACUGGAGUGGAUGUUCCACGAGCUGCGGCCUGGGCGCCACCUGGAGGCCCGUGCGCUGCAGCACAGGGAACGACUCGGACUGCGACGCGUCCAAGAGGCCCCCGCCCGCCCGCCGCUGCUACCUGCGGCCCUGCUCCACCUGGAGGGUGGGGGAGUGGAGCAAGUGCACCCUCAACUGCGGUGGAGGGGUUAAAUAUCGAGAGGUCCAGUGCCACGACACCCGAGACCAGCGUCCCCUGCGGCCCUUCCACUGCCAGCCUAUCGCCCAAAGGCCUGCCACCCGCAUGCCCUGCAACCUGCAGCCCUGCCUAGACUGGUACAGCUCAGCCUGGGGAGAGUGCUCAGAGCUGUGUGGGGGUGGGGAGCAGCAGCGUCUGGUUACCUGCCCCGAACCGGAUGGAUGUGAGGACUCCCUGCAGCCCAGCAGCGUCCAGACCUGCAGCACCCAGCCCUGCGCGCAGUGGGUGACCGGCUCCUGGGGUCAGUGCUCUGUGUCCUGUGGCGGAGGGGUGCAGCGUCGGCUGGUGAAGUGCGUGAACACCGUCACCGAGCAGGAGGAGGAGGAGCGGGAGCGCUGCAACCACCAGCCCUGGCCUGAGAACACGCAGAAGUGCAACCUGCAGGAGUGCGACAGCGCCACACCCGGCUACGUGUGUCUGCGCGACAGUCUGACGUUCCGCCUCUGUCAGACCCUGCAGUGGCUGGGCCGCUGUCACCUGCCCCCCGUCCGAGCCCAGUGCUGUAAAACCUGCAGCCAGCGCUCCCGUGGUAACCAGCGCACUUCUCGACGAUGAGGCCCAGUGGAUCGGACGCUGGGCUGCACUAUAUCAGGGAGGAAAGACACAUCCAAAUGCCUGAUACACACAAACACGCACACACACACAUGCACACACAAGCACACAGACACACCCACAAGCACGCACACACACAUACAUGCGCACACACACACAAGCAUGCACGCACACACACACACACACACAAGCACUCACACACAAGCACACACACAUACAUUACAUUUAUUUGGCAGAUGCUUUUAUCCAAAGUGAUGUACAAUAAGUCUAUAUUGAAGGUCAUUGGAAAACACGCGCGCACACACACAAACACACACUCACGCAUACACAAACACACACACACACACAGCUUUGAAGCAAACCUGCUGCCUCUGCCCAAAGAGCGGCUGAGUGUCUCCCAGGCCCUCAGGAAGAGGCGUUGUUGAAGGCCGAGUCGUUUUUUCCGCUCCUGACUGCGGGAGACACGUCAGCUCUGGGUUCCCCCCCUCAGCGUCCCGGUCUUCUCCUCAGCCAGGGCACAUCCCGGGCGCACUCACAUUGGCACAGGAUUUAAAUUGGCCCCAGUUGCAAUAACAAAAAACCAUCAUUGUGUUCUCUAAAUACUGUUUCAGUUCCCAAAGCAGAAUUUUCUAGGUUUCCCUUGCAGUUUUGUCUGCUCAAGUUGUGGUUUAUGCAGGCGGUUUGGCAGUGGCAGUGCAUGCCUCUAUAGUCUAAACAGUUUACUGGUUUAGUUGGCAAUCACACAGUCCCCUUGCAGUCAGCACAAUGCUUUCUUCACUAUGGUCAACCUGACCAAUUUCCCCAGGAGGUUCCCAAACACUUGAAAAAUGUAUAACUGGUGCUGCAAUGAUGGCCUGGUGCUAUGGGCAGCUGGGUGCCUUUCCCUACUUGAACUGUUGGUUUGUUAUUUUUAUUUUUAUUUUUAUUAAUAAGAGAUCUCUCGAUGUCUCUCAAUGAUGAAGUGCUCUGGCUGGUGAGGCCAUCUCAAGGGACACACAGGUGUAAAGUAAUACAAUGUUUUUUGUUCUUUCGGUGUUGAGAAAUGUUGAUGGUUAAAGGGGUCUAUACGUUGCUCAAGUAGAAAUCAUGUAAAGUACUAUUUGAGUCAUAUAUAUUUGAUGAUCAGCUUCAUGUAUAUGUAUUUUAAAAGGUUCACAUGUUUUUUUUUAACAAUCAAAUGCUUGUAAAUUAUGCAGCUGGUUUCAGGCAAUAUUUUAUAUUUGCUUCACAGUCUUUUUUUAAUCUCUGGUUCCCUUUUUAUUAAUAUAUGUUAAUCUAUAAUUGUUUAUUUGCAGUGCAAGUUUUUCAGAAAGAUAACUGACCUCCUUGUAUUUGAUUCCUGUAAAAUCACUGCAGUGAGAAUCCCAUUUCCUUAUAAUGAAUGAUAGCUACCAGUGGAGUGCAUCUAGUAUGACAGAUAAUGAUUCCUAUUAGUGUAUCAUUGUUUUUUUUGUUUGUUUAUUUGUUUUUUGUUUUUUACUUCUGUCCAUGGUGCCUUGCAUAUACAUUUUAAACCACUCAAGUGUUUUGUUACUUUAUUAUUUAAAGCAAUGGCAAACAUCUUUACGUGUGGCCUUGGUGCUUUUUAAAUACGAUGUAUGUGCAUGUGUGUUUUGAUGAUGAUCUGACACUUUAGAAUCAGUGAAUGGACUGGGAGUAAAUGCUGUGUUAAUUCAGGGACCAAAUCAGUCACUCUGUUUGGGAAUUUUAGGCUAAAGACGGUGCCAUUUUUCCACAGCUUUUAUAAUAUACACAGAGUGCAUGAGAGCCUUUGCUUUUCCUCCCCAAACUGGCAUCGCUGCCCGCCUCCGUUCAGUGACCACGGUGCCUCCUGCGCCUGGAGCACUGAAGCGCAUGCACCCCUCUAAUGCACCCGCCUGUAAACCCGCGAAUGUGUUCCACACAAACGGCCGUGCAGCCUUACAGAAGAGAAGUAGUGCCAGCAUGCCUCUGACUGAAGAUCAUUCUCAGCCCGUGUCAUUGGGAGGGUACUCAUGUAGCAUUAGCUUGGCUGACUGCAGCCCACCCUCCUCCCAGUGUCCCACAGCUGUGAAUGCACAGUCAUAGUCAGUUAGUGCCAUAGCUGAGACCAUCCUGCUACUAUAGGGCCCAGCCAGCACCUGUACUGACCAAGCCUCCACUGAUGCAUUAAUAUUAGAACAAUAGAACAGAUUGUGGCCAUGUGUUACAGCUCCCCCCUGGGCCCAUGCCAGCCUGUUUGUGUGUGGACAGCCAAGAAGCUCCUCAGGGUUCAGAAACCCAGCUGUGUGGUUGCGCAUACAGAGCACACACCCUAGGAACCUGCCUUGUUUACAAGUGAUUUUGCAGAGGUCAGCUGAAAAUCGCUCGCAUUCACACGCAAUUAAGAAUGCUUCCUGUUUGUUCAUCCACAGCAGUCCCAGGGCAGCUGGCUCAUUUGUCUGUUUCAGGUACUGAUUUCCAUCUCCGGGCCACUGGCACACAGUCGCAGUGCACCCUCGUUUGUAAUGCCUGUGAGCACACAGUGUGCGUGUGAAUUGGGCCGGCGUGUCCACAGCUGCCUGGCAAAUGCACGCCUGUCAAGAGUGUCUGUUCUGUGAAAAAUGGUAGCUGUCUUUCAAGAUAUGUAUUUUCUUCUUGCAGAGAAAAAAACAAAAAAAAAAAAGAAUUCCAUUUUGUUUUGUAUUUAUACAGUAUGUACCA
Molecule: messenger RNA, 9263 nt
Organism: Anguilla anguilla (European eel)
Lineage: Eukaryota; Metazoa; Chordata; Actinopteri; Anguilliformes; Anguillidae
Product: A disintegrin and metalloproteinase with thrombospondin motifs 7
Exons: 24
Coding region: 921-6584 (1887 amino acids)
Biological process (GO): proteolysis; extracellular matrix organization
Cellular component (GO): extracellular matrix
Molecular function (GO): metalloendopeptidase activity
Source: RefSeq, a predicted model, not a curated record